This is a messenger RNA of Theileria parva strain Muguga, 2259 nucleotides long. Its product is annotated as T-cell immunomodulatory-like protein. Gene Ontology annotation, cellular component: plasma membrane. Lineage: Eukaryota; Apicomplexa; Aconoidasida; Piroplasmida; Theileriidae. The record is from RefSeq and is a predicted model, not a curated record. The coding region runs from base 1 to 2259 and encodes 752 amino acids. The transcript is spliced from 6 exons.
AUGAAUUUAUCCCGGAAAUUAGAGAGAAUUUGUAGGAUUCCUCUUGUUAACUCUAUUUCCUCAGCUUUUUUCCUUUUCAUAUUAAUUUUUCCAGCCCAAACUCACUCCUAUGACUUCAGGCUUGAAUCCUCAAAGUUCACAGGGAAGGGGUUGGUGGGAGAUUUCGGGGAUUUCGACAACACCGGAAGUUUAAGUUUUGCUACAUAUUCAUAUAAUACAGUUUCCGAUAAAACGACAAUUUACAUUUAUUCCGAUAUAACUAAAUCAGGGGAAAGUGACCCGUAUUACAAGUUUCAAGUUGAUGGCGAGUGUGAUGGAAUUACAGCGGCGGACUUUGAUUCCAACGACUUUUUGGAUCUUUUACUUGUUAUGAAGAAAAAACCAAGUUCAGGAGACACCAACACUUUGUACUAUUUUCUGGUAUACUACCAACACAUCGGAGGUGAAUUUGGUACGAAGAGUACAUGGGACUCUAGGCAAACUUUGGACGGCCCGUUUUCCAAUCCCGACAAUAAAAUAUUUGACAUUGAUAGUAUUAAAUCUAAAGUCUUGCAACCUAAACAAUACCAAUACAGCACAAUUCACCCACUCGUGGCUGACUUUGAUGGCGAUGGUUACUUUGAUAUUUUGGCCCAAACACCAGAUUUGAAGCUAUUCUUCUGGAUGAAUUUAGGCCAAUUUUUCCUACCCUUUCCUCACAAUAAAGUCCAAACCUUUACCGUUAGUUCUGAAGUUAACGGAUUCAUACCUAACCCGCACUCUUGCGCCUUUAUUGAUAUGAACGGCGAUUGUAGACCAGACCUCGUGCUUAUGUUCGAAGAUCCCCAUCUUAGAAAUGUGUAUAUUGACAUAUGGUUAUCUGAUGCAGAGACGGGCACUGUAGUAUAUAAACAUUCGAAUAAUUUCUUAUUACCAAAAAAUCAUGGAAUGAUAACCUUUGGCGACUUUGAUAAUGAUGGAACAAAUGAUGUACUGGUCCCAUUUUGUGAUUCAGUUGAUUCGGAAGGUUAUUGCAAAUCGACUUGUAAAAUAGCAAUUUCAUAUAAUAAACAAAUCCCAUUUUGCCCACAAAUGUUCCAAACCAGUGAUCAACUGUGUAGACACCCAGCUAAUCUAUGCGUACACUCGAGGAUGGAUUUCACUCCCUUUACAGGUCAUGUCAUUGAAUUGCCCAAUGAAUAUACAUACAUUUAUCCCCUCAACACUUCCCAGUUAAACCUGACCAGAUCCAAAUUCAACUACUUAAAAGUUCCAAGGACAGCUUCAGAUGGUCCAGAGAGUAGAAAGGAUUUGGAAGAUAGAGAAAGGGAAGAUUUGGAAAGGGAUAAGUUAAUUUAUACUAAACUGCCAACACAACUUCAACGGGUCACCGCCGGAGAUUUUAAUAAUAACGGCUUUCUAGACUUAAUUAUACCCAUGAAGGUUGUUGAUUCCAGAUCCAAAUAUUCAUCCAAAGAUGAAAAAAGUGGGAAAGUUAGUGAAUCUGUUAAAUAUUUAUCAUUGAUAGCAAAAAACUCUUCAAAAGACAAAGGAGAAGCAUCUUAUGAUGAGUUCAUACCUGUCAUAAUUGACAACCCUGAUGCCACACUCACACAUGUCACUACAGCCGAUAUUGUCGAUCGACGAAUGUUGAAUAUGAUCGUGUUUUUAAAGUCUGGGGAGAAAUUGAGUUGUCUGUACUAUUCACUCUAUAGAGAAACUAUUGAUUUGUUUAUGAAGCUAAUGACCAAAUAUAUGGUAAUUGAUGAGUCUAAAUACCCUGAUAACUAUUUCAUAUCCGGUUCUAACAAUAACGUAGUGUAUACACUUAGGUUAGUAUAUACUGGCGUAGGAUUAACGUACAAAUUAACAGUGAUUGAUAUUCAUGGGAUAAAAUUCGCCAAAACUGCAACUCUGAGACCACAAACAGCUUAUAGUCCUCUAUAUACCCCUUUCACAUUCAUCGGGCUGGGUAAGACGAAUAAUUAUGUUGAAGAGUUUUAUUUGGGAGCCUCGUCCUCAGAUAAGAAUUGCUUUCACAUGUGGAUUUCAAUCAUACCGAGCUGCACAGUUAUUACGGUGCCAGUACCACUCGAAUCACCCUCACAGUGGGUACUGAAGUUGAGUAUCAUACCGGGAAAGAAGCUGUUUACGAUACUGAUAACAACAUCGGUGUCGUUGAUAAUUUUUGGAAUUAUAGUAUUAAUUUUCGAUUUUAAAGAAAAGAGGGAGGAUUUCAUACAGGCAAAAGGAUUCAGACAAAAAUUUAUUAUAAAUUAA